AUGUUCAUGGGAUACGGUCAGCACGAUGCCCAAGAAUUCCUCCGUGUGUUCCUGAACCGCCUCCACGACGAAUUGAAAAUUACCGGUCCGGGAUCGUGUGCCAAUCCCAAAGGCCUAAAAGCCGAAUCCGGUGAUACCGGGUCAACCGAUAGUGGAUUUGCUUCCUCGGUGGCUUCCGUUUCAUGUGAAUGUGAUCAUUCAGUUCAACGAGGUAAAUCAAAACAAAAGAAAAACCGUCAAAAACACGGAACAAGUGACAAACGAGCUUGUCACGCAUGUUCACGCACGGUGCCUGUCGAACCGUCCAAGAUCCCAUGUAAUGGUAUCGAUGAACCCAAUCGUGUGGACACCGACGGGCGGAGCAUCAUCACCGAUGUCUUUCAAGGCAAGCUGAUUAGUGCCGUGCGAUGCCUAUCUUGUAACGAAAUCUCACAUGUCGAUCUCGGCAAUCACUGGGCCCCACCCGACUGGCGCUCCCCACAAAUCCGAAUCACGAUUCACUGCAAAAUCCUCCCUCCAAGUCUAAAACGUCAGCCCGGGGAGAAGAUAGACCCUAUCAAUCACGCAGAUCAUUGCCUUUAA
Messenger RNA from Echinostoma caproni, 582 nucleotides. Lineage: Eukaryota; Metazoa; Platyhelminthes; Trematoda; Plagiorchiida; Echinostomatidae. The record is from the annotation of a GenBank genome assembly.